Echinostoma caproni is the source of this 1104-nucleotide messenger RNA. Lineage: Eukaryota; Metazoa; Platyhelminthes; Trematoda; Plagiorchiida; Echinostomatidae. The record is from the annotation of a GenBank genome assembly.
CUGAAGGAGAUUAUCAGCGCCUGCUUGGACGCUACUACCGAAGGAUUGUGCUCUCCUUUCAAGAUGCGCAUGGAGCAGUUAAUGUCUGCACAGCAAGACGCGGUGCUGUUAUACAGGAUAAAUAACGUACUGCGGUUCUAUCAGCAUACUCUCUGUUCCAUUCUCGGUUCCUCCACAUGCCUGUCGAAUGCUGUCAUUGAGAUCCAAGAACUAAGUUGGCGUCUUCUGUUCAACAAUUUACACCAGUACAUACGCAACGCAAUGGAACAGACAGAAUUUCCCGCAUCGGAUCUGUCUCCGACUGACGUUGUACGCGAUACGCUCCAACUGCUGAUGGAAAUUCUACGAGCGCACGACAUCUCACUGCUUCCGGAAGAUGUACGAAAAACCUGUUUUAAUCAGAUUAUCACAACCUUGAUCGACCCUUUAAUUACAUAUUGCCAAACCUCGGCCGAUCGAAUUGUGCAAACAGCCAUAUCGGAAGCGGAUCUGUUAGCCGCAUCCGGCACCGCAAACCAAGCAACUUUCACUCGAACUCCCUAUCGUGUCCGGUCGGCCACCUACCUGAUCAAUUGUCUGUAUCUCAUUGAGACUACGUUGGCUCGUCUGGAGUACACCAACGAUCAGGUGGAACAAAUCAGCUCCCUGUUGAACCAAAGCGUAGAUACGCUUGUAGUCGCCCAAGUUUCCGCAGUCCUACAAAGCACUCGAUUGGUUCACUUGCUUCGCGUGCUCGAGGAAGGUCACGAACCCAGUCGAGAUGGACCGCUGGUCAAUCGGUCUGACCAAUCUGGCGGUAGCAUUGAAGGCCUCAGUGAACCAGAAAUUCACAAUGCUUUAAUUCAUUUUGACAUUUAUCUCUCCAAUCCGGAUCGAUAUGCUUUGCCUGAGCUGAGGCAUUUGACAGCACAAAGGCUGCGCAAGAUGAUUCGGCGUCGAGCUGCAGACGCUAUUCAUUCCCAAUACCAAAUCAUGUAUGAUACUCUAGUGAAUCCAGCCAACGGGUACACUUCAUUCAGCAACCCAGUGUCUGCUGAAAGUUCUACAGCACACCCGAAGCUGCGCAGUCCGGAACAAGUGGCCGAAUUAAUCUUGAAUUUUUAA